AUGUCGGAUAUGAUCUCUUUACCAGUCCCGGAGAGACUUUCCGCUCUCCUUCCAGAAAACCGCCGUCACAUGUUGCGUGGUCAUGAAGAGAUAUCAAUCUGCCACUCCUCGAAGUUAUAUCAUGUUGUGCAAGGCUCAUCGCCCUCACGUACAUCCGAGUUCCUCGACGCCACUAUCGCUGCACUCGAAGAUGAGAUGGAGUAUAUCAGUUGCAUCCAAGAUGGACCUGUGGAGAUCACAACAUCUGGAGUACUCAGCAACGAUGCCUUUCAGACAGAGAUGGGACCUGUUCUGAACAGACUCAGGAAAACUUCAAACACUAUCGAUGUGAUGAAGCGACAGCGGUCAUCAAUCGAAGCAAACUUGAACGAUGUCAAGCGUAAAAGCAUCACCGGUCCCUUGGAUAGUGGGCUUGUCGAGAAGACACGCACACAUGUGACUGUGAGAACAGACGCGGAUGCAACUGCCACACGUGGUAAGGGCGCACCAGCCUGGGUUCGCAAACACAUCCACAACCAAAGAGUAACCAGGAUGGGGGUGGUGCGAUACUACAAUUGGGCAACUGAGUAUGAGAGGGGCUCAUCUUUUUGUCACGUCCUGGGACUUUUUAUACCUGAGACUUCAAUCACGGUAGCUUAUCUGGUACCUAAGACAAUGGACCAGGCAGAAGUGUCUCAGAUUUUUGGGGUUCAAUACGAUGUGUUGUUGUCUGAUCCACGCAAUGCAUUAUCAUUGGUCAAGCCUGUUAAAUAUUUGCUUGAAGAAGGAGUCAUUGGCAUUGUUCCAACUCGUGCCACGGGCCCCGUUCCAGGCUCAUGGAAAUGUGUGGUAUUGGAUGAGUCGAAAAAUGAGGACUUUGUGUACAAGAGAGAAUCAGGUCAAACCAUCAGAGUGAAGGACCUCAACGAUCGCGUCUUGAGUUUUCUCUCUGAGAGCCGGCCUCAGUGCCGAUAUCUAUACUUUCGAUUCUUGCUAUCAUAUCUCAAAGCCAACCGGUUGGAGCUAAGUGAUGUCACCGCAAAGGCUGAGGCGCAAAGAUUCUGGCCCUUGUCCGGAGAGUAUCUGAACAAAUCGGCACUGAAAACCUUUGCGCGAUAUGUGUCAGGUCAUGAGCUUCCUGAUCAGUUUUCUUACGGACAGGACAUUUGA
This is a messenger RNA of Penicillium brevicompactum, 1149 nucleotides long. RefSeq lists its product as uncharacterized. The transcript has 3 exons. Bases 1 to 1149 code for a protein of 382 amino acids. The record is from RefSeq and is a predicted model, not a curated record. Lineage: Eukaryota; Fungi; Ascomycota; Eurotiomycetes; Eurotiales; Aspergillaceae.